AAAUUUUUAAAAAAGUUUCGACUUUUCCCUCUCACUUUUUUUUUUUUUCUCUUCACAUGUCUUUAAGGCAAGAAAAAACAGAGAAGAAAGAUUAAUCUUGAAGAAGAAAAUGUCAUCCAAAAGAAGCGUUUUGCAGGAAUUUCAAUUCCCUGAGGCUUCAAGGAACAUAAAGAAGGUUGACAUUGCUGGUUUCAGGCUGAUUGAGACUGCAAAAGAUGCACCAAGGCAAAGGGAAGAAGAAGAAAAGCCUGAAAGGUUCGAGUCCAAGUGUGAUUUGCGCAAGAGUUUGGCUUGGGAUAGUGCCUUUUUCACAAGUCCAGGAGUUUUGGAUCCUGAGGAGUUGUUUGAGACUUUGAAUAUUCAUGAUGGAGACAAUGGACUCAAAGAAGCGAGUGCUUUACCUUCUGAGUCCAUGGCAGCAAGUAGAAUUGGUGAGUGCAUUGCCCGAAGAAGUUUAGCUUGGGAUACUGCCUUUUUUACAAGUGCAGGGGUAUUGGAUCCAGAAGAGUUGUCUAUGGUAAAUAAAGGAUAUAAGAAGUCUGAAACACAUACACUUCCUGGAAUUGAAGAAGAAUUCUGGAAAUCUGCUGAAUCGAACUCUACAAUGGGUAGUGAUUACUCCUUGGCAAGUCUUGAGAUUGAUCUUUUUGAUGAUAUGAAAACCUCCAUGCAAAAAUCAAGCAAAGCAUACAAUAUGGUCAAUUCAAGUUGCAAACUUGAAAUUCAAAAAGGCAUACCAAAACCCCAUUCUUCAAAAAGGCUGGAUGCCACUUCAUCAGUGAGGAUUAAACCCUUGCCGGUUUCCAGAACGCAAAAAAUUAGUGCCAAUGGAGUGGCGAAGACAGCAAAUGAAGCCAUCAAUCCUCCUCAAGCACAGCAUGCUACUCGAAGAGGUGAACCUGAUUCAUCGUCUUCUGCUAAGCUGUCAAAGGGAUUUAGCCAGGCCAACCCUCUCUCAUCUGCUACAACCAAAAGGGCUUCAUUGGGUGCAAACAACAUGAAAGUGAACAAAAUCAGAAAAGCUGUACCUGGACGAAAUAUGGUGAAGAAACCUUUUGGUGACUAUGGUAGUUUUAUCCCCAGUUCAACACCAUCUCCAGAGCCAGCUUCAUCAUGUUUCCACAUUGCCUCCAGAGAUCUUUCAGGAUCAGCUUGUGGUCAGAUUGCUUCAAUGGAUAAAUCUCCAAACUCUCUGAGAAGAAAUAAUGGUUUGGCUGCUUCUUAUUCAAAUGAUAGGACUCCUAUAAGAUCUUUAACCAGACACGAAUGCAAACAGAUAGAUUCUUCUCAGCCUACUGACUUACUAUCCACACCCAAGUCUUCAAGCACAUCAGUUUCUAGUUCCAUUGAUUGUUGGUCUUCUGAAUCCUCAGCUUCUGUGAAUCAUGGAUCUAAUAAAUUUACAAAGAGCCUCGAUAAUGCCUUCAACAGAGGGGUUCCUGUGAACAAUUCUCAAGGCUCGGACACUGAGAAGUGUUCUAGUGAUCAACCCUUUGUGCGAAAACCUUCUGGCCUUCGACUGCCAUCGCCAAAGAUUGGAUUUUUUGAUGUGGAAAAUUCUGGGGCACUAACUCCAAAUGGAGGUCUAAAGUUUCAUUCUGGUAUGCAAAAUGCUUCAAAAAUCAGAAGUGGCACGAAUCAUAUCAAUGGCACUCCCAAUAAAGUAAAGUACGGUAAGAUUCAACCACCAAGAACAUCAACAAGGACAGCUAGUGUGAAGGAGAAAAAGCUGGGUUGUCUGCAAACUGGAAACCAAAGUUUCAGGGGUAUCAAGCCUAAUUGUGCUGGACAAUUUACAGUUUCUGGGACAAUCAGAAGCUCUCUUGCAACAAGCUCCAAAGCUGAGACUGAUGUAUCCUGUGAAUCAAGCUAUGGAUAUGGCUCAAAAACUAAUGGUUCGGGAUCAUAUUUGAAAGGAAAGGACAAAGGUAAAACUCAACCUGGGAACAAAGAACAUGUCACUCAAAUUGUUAAGAUGUCAUCUGUGGAUCAGAAUGAAGACACAAGUGCACUUAAUCGUGAUGGCAAUGAAAAUUUAUUCGAUUUCGAGAAUCAAGUUAAUGUUUUAACUAAGCAGGUUGAGGCCAUUGAUUUCAAUGGGGCUUUGGUGAUAGAAUUCUAAGCUGAAAUGAGACCUGAAUCAUUCUAAUUUUUAUGUUGAUGUAAAUCCUGCAAAACAUGGUGUUGCACAUUGUAAAGGAUGUUUACUGAUAAUAUUUGAACAACUAGAAUGUCUUGUUUUCAAGUGAAAGAAUUUUAGUGAAUAAAUUUGCAUCU
Messenger RNA from Durio zibethinus, 2277 nucleotides. RefSeq lists its product as uncharacterized. The record is from RefSeq and is a predicted model, not a curated record. NCBI's taxonomy places the organism in Eukaryota, Viridiplantae, Streptophyta, Magnoliopsida, Malvales, Malvaceae. Gene Ontology annotation, molecular function: microtubule binding.